Molecule: messenger RNA, 3186 nt
Organism: Anguilla anguilla (European eel)
Lineage: Eukaryota; Metazoa; Chordata; Actinopteri; Anguilliformes; Anguillidae
Product: inter-alpha-trypsin inhibitor heavy chain H4-like
Exons: 25
Coding region: 69-2849 (926 amino acids)
Source: RefSeq, a predicted model, not a curated record
UAGUGUGUGACCUUUUCCUGUGCUAUAAAAGAUGCAUCUUUUGUGGCCCUGGCCAUAGCUUUGCUACCAUGGGGCCAGUUGUUCAAGGAGUGCUGCUCUUCAGUCUUCUUUUGAGGUCUUCCUCCUCAAGACUAGUGAGGAGAGAGAUCACGGAUAAUGACUUGGACAUCUACAGCUUCCACAUAAAGUCUGUGGUCAGUAGCCGCUAUGCUGUGACUGUCAUCACCAGCAGAGUUGCUAAUCGAGCAAGUGAACCCAGAGAGGUGAACUUCCAUGUGGAACUGCCAAAAUAUGCCUUCAUCAGCAAAUUCAACAUGACCAUUGAUGGGAAGUCGUACAGUGGAGUGGUGAAGAAGAAGGAAGAGGCACAGCAGCAGUACAGCCAAGCAGUCUCACGUGGUGAAAGUGCUGGCCUGGUCAGUGCAGUCGGGCGAACGCUGGAGGAAUUCAAGACUUCAGUGACAGUGGCUGCACACAGCAAAGUGACGUUUGAGCUGACCUAUGAGGAGCUAUUGAAACGACGGCUAGGGAAGUAUGAACUGCGGAUCAAGGCCCAACCAACACAGGUUGUCAAAGACUUCAAGAUUGAUGUGCACAUAAUUGAACGCCAGGGAAUCCGCUUCCUGGAAACCCAGGGGGGUUUGGCCUCCAAUGAUCUGGCAAGUGCUGUCAGCACCAAUGUGACUGAUAAAGAGGCCCUGGUGCAUUUCUCCCCAUCUCAUGAGCAGCAGCAGUGUCCUCACUGCAAGGACAUGGGGCUGAGUGGAGAAUUGAUUGUUGUCUAUGAUGUGAACAGACCAAAGUCACAAGGAGAGCUGCAGGUGGUGAAUGGAUAUUUUGUGCAUUACUUUGCUCCCUCUAGCCUCUCACGAUUUCCCAAAAAUGUUGUCUUCAUUAUUGACCAGAGUGGCUCUAUGCGUGGGACAAAGAUUCAGCAGACUCGAGAGGCAAUGUUGAAGAUUUUAGAUGAUCUCCACAAAGAAGAUCAUUUUGGCCUGAUCACCUUUGAUGGUGAAGUGACUUACUGGAAAGAUAACUUAGUUCCUGUGAACUCCGAUUACCUGGCAUUGGCACGCAUUUUUGUGGAGAACAUCAAAAGUAGAGGAAGCACAGAUAUCAAUGAAGCAGUUCUGAAGGGGGUGCAGAUGUUGUCCAUAUUUGACGAGUCCCACCCUCAAGAAGAAAGUACUUCCAUUCUCAUCCUGCUUACUGAUGGAGACCCCACCUCAGGAGUGACCAAUCUGAAUGAGAUCCAGAACAAUGUUAGGGAGGCCAUCCGAAAGAGAUAUACACUGUACUGCCUGGGGUUCGGCUUUGACGUUGACUACAAAUUCUUAGAGAAGAUAUCGCUUCAGAACAAUGGCCUGGCCAGGAGGAUCUAUGAGGAUUCGGAUGCAGCCCUGCAGUUGCAGGGUUUCUACGAGGAAGUGGCUACUCCUCUCCUGCUCGAUGUCCAAAUGCAUUACACUGGUGUCUCCAAUGUCACCUACACCAGCUUUGGCCAGUACUAUGAUGGCUCAGAGAUUGUGGUUGCUGGUCAAAUUAAUCACAAUGAUCUGGAAACAUUCACUGCUGAAGUCAAGGCUAAAACGAAAGGAAAUGACUCAGUAUUCCAUGAAGUAUUUACCAAGAGUGAAAGAGAUGCUUCCAAGGCUCUUGACCACUACAUCUUUGAGACAUACAUCCAGAGACUGUGGGCAUAUCUUUCUGUACAGCAGCUACUGGAAAGACUAGUGCUGCUCACAGAGGAACAGCAAACAGCUGUCAAUGAGCAGAUCCUGGCCCGCUCACUCGACUACAGCUUUGUGACCCCACUCACUAGUAUGGUGGUCACAAAGCCCGAGGGUGAGGACCCUCAUGUGGCCCACAAACCCAAGGAAGAGAAACCAUUAGAGAGAGCAUUUCUAUCCUCGAAGACUGCAGGUAGACGCAAGUCCUCUCGCUUGAGAUUCUCAUCGCGGCCACUACCGACAGGGCCACGAGAUUACGGUAUGCCUCUGCUAUUGCAAUCGGGAGAUUACGAUAUGCCUCUGCUAUUGCAAUCGGAUCCGUCAAUCCAUGGUAAUCAUGGUAAAUCGAGGAGCCAUCCUGUUAUGCAAGGAGCGGAUCUACGCAUUGCAAGAGUCCUUGCAGCUGAACCAGUCCAGACCUCAGGCUAUCGACGCAUUGCAGAAAGUGUCACUGCAGCUGAACCAGUCCAGACCUCAGUCUUGUUAAAAGUCCUUCUGCCUGCCCAGGACCAGAAUACUUCAAUCUGUUUUAAAAUUGAGGUACACAAAGAUGUGCUUCCCAAGGAUCCAGUCUUUAAAUUACUGCACGACCCGGCCACAGGUAUUUCCAUCAAUGGUGAGAUGUUAAAAAGGGGGCACUUCCGCAAGAUUGGGGUGAACUACAAAGAUGAGUGCCACAUCAAAGCAAACACUACAGGGAUCAUGGUGACCAAAGAAGGGAAAGAAAAUUUCAUCUUCUGGACUGACACAGCCACAAGUCAUCACUGUGAUGGAGUAACAAUUUCCCUGCAGAAUGAAGUUCUAAAUGUUGCUGUGGGAGAUAUUAGUGUUAACAUCCUACUGCACAAGAAUGGCAGAAACAGGUUUUUGUGGCCAGACGUUAGACGGCAAGCACCUAUCCCCGGAGCCAAAGGACUACUGGGCCAGUCUCCUGUGUCAUAUGUCCUUAAGGAGGCAUCACCAUUGGUGAGACUGGAAAUGCUGGGUAAAGAAGUACAGGGAACAAGAGACAUAACGGUGGACUACCGCACUCAUGUGAAACCAACAGUGGACUGCUGGCUAGUGCCUUUCAGUGCGGUCGUGCCAGAGCCCCUGUCUGAAAUCCUUGGUUCGCUGUAGGAAGUCAUGCAAUGUUGGACAGCUGCGCAGCUACCACAAUUAAUUCUGGCUAUAUGUGUUACAGAAUUCUGAGACAAUAAAUGCAAAUGAGUCAAAUGUAAACAUUAUCUUUUGUCCUGGGUUUUCAUUAUUUGUAUAACCUAAAUGGAUUUCCAAGUUAUUAAAAUCCUAAAUAUCCAAACAAAGCUAAUAAACAAAUACUCUGGCAUUGUGUGAGGGGAUAUAACUGUUUUAUCUGACUGAAUGCAUAGUCUGAAUGUCAGGCCAGUGGUGCAUCAAUACAAGCCAUUAGUUUUAACCAACACAUUAUUGUGAAUUUGUAAUAAAUGAAAAACAU